AUGGGAGGAUGGGAUAAAUCAAAAGCCUUGAAGCUUGAAACAACUCCAGCUGAAUUUCCUUGGUGGCAUGGUGAAGCAACGGUACCCAAAGGCCAGGAUAUUGAGUACAAGUUUGCCAUUGUUGGGGCAGCUGGUUUUACAUGGGAAAAUGGUUACAAUCGAAAUCUCAACAUCCCAAUGAACAAGGAUCAAUUGGAGUUCAAUGCUCUGACUUUUGGACAAGCAGAAAGGGAAAAUUCUGAUUCUGAGAGCCAAGCAUAUGAGUACGAGACUUCGAUGUACCAGUCAACAGAUUUGUGCGGUGGUCAAACAGUUACCGCUUCCCAUACCGCUUCCUAUGUUGAGCAGCCUAAAGAGAAAAGUCUCUCUCGUAUGCGGGGAACAACGGGAGAGUCAAGCCUCGAACAAACCAGCCAAAUCAAUGGGCAGAGAGAUCCAUCCAAAAUAUCACAUAAAGCAGAAACUGAGUUCGUUGCAAGUUCGAAUCAGAACCUGCCUUCUGUGAGCAAUGCAUCCGUGACUGAUGAUGGAGCUGUGAACAAGAAACCAGCGCGCUUCUUAUCGGUUCUCAAAACUGGCCUUGGGAUUCUCACGCUCCCUAUCACAGUACCUGUUGGCGGUGUUUUUGCAUUGUGCGUAGGAUUAUGCAAUUUAGUCUAUAGAACGCUUUCGAGCAUUUCAGCGAUGAUGUUCGAUCAUUCUUCGGAGGAGUUUGAAAAGGUCUUGAUUAAGACUGUGCAAAACAUGGAGGUCACAAUGAAAAAAAUGGAACGCAGCUUGAUGGAGUCAGAAGAGGCAGUCAAGAGGAGGGUAGAAGAGAUCAAAGAUCUGGAAGCAAAUUAUGUUGAAGAGCACAAUCGUUACCUUCAAGUGCUUCAGGAGCGAAAUGCAAGUGAAACCAGCUUUGUCAGCAUUGCAGCUGCUUUGAGGAAAGAUUUGACUGAGAUGGAGGAGACAGCAAGCAAAAGCCUGAAACGAAGCAAGGAGGAAUACACAGCCUACUUUGAGAAUAUUAAACAAGAAAUGGCACAAUCUUUGAGCAAGUUUUCAAGAGACCUGCAAGAUUUGGGCUCUUCAACUCUCACUGAGUCUCAGAAAUUGCGUUCAAAUUUUGAUGCAGCAUUGGAAAAUCAUUCCAGGCGUUUGCAGGAGUCAAUGGAUCUAUGCUUGAAGUUUGAUCACGAGCUUUCACAUACCAGGAAGCAUGUGAAGGAGGUAGAGAGCAACCUAGAAAAGAUGAUGAACGACCAGUCUCAGAGAGUUGAUGCACUCAAAGGAGAAGUUUCAAGCAUGCAAAAUGAAUACCAUAACAAGCUCGCCAGAGUGACAGCUUCUUCUGAUAAGCUUACAUCGGAACUUUCGCAAGCAAAGACAGAUCUAAUUACCUUGAGGACGCACAAUCAUGAAAUUCAAAGGAAGAUUGUCAACAUUUCUGAAAACUCGAGGAUGAUGGUUCCUCGAAGCCUUGCGCAAGGUCAAAAUAUCACGACAAAAGCUCAGCAUAUUGAAUUUGUCAGAAGUGAAUUGAACAAAGUUCGUAGAUUCCAUGCAGAAGAAAUCAAUCGCUUGGAAAGUAUGCUAAAUGCUCUUUCAGCGACAGCCCCAAGCGAGACUUCCAUCUUGGCAGACGAGCUGAUCGAAAAAUCUGUGAGGCCUACGGCGAAGGAUAACAAAAAACUCAGCGAUUUCGACAAACUUGCAAGUUUUUGCAGUAAUUCAGUAAGCGAAAGCGAUCAUCAUGAGGGCGAGAAUCAAGUCCUUCACUCAGAGAUGUUUUCAGAAUCUUUGAAGGCUGAAUCCAUGAAGGAUACUUGCGAGAAUUCAGCAUCAAAACAUUCGGAAAUCACCUCGCAUGUCGUACAAAGCAAGGAAAUGGCUGCAGAGAGGGAAGACAUCAGCAAGUUGGAACUUGCGAAACCGGAUCCCAAAAAUGACGAAAAGAGAGUUGAAACCUCUACAAUCUCCAGCCAAGAAGGCCCUACAGAGAAAAUCAAAUGCGCGGAUCCGAUCAAGGAUGCAGAUGUCAAGUUGGAAUGCUUUGCUGUGCGACCAUCACACACUCAAGACGAAGUACAAGCACAACAAAUUGAUAGCAGCUCAAGAGCGGAUGACAGCGAUGGAGAAUGUGUUGAACAUGCGCACGAACGUGUCUCCGAGCAGUUGCUGAAUGCAAAGCUUGAGGGGAACGAGCAAGAUGAAGGAGGAUUGUUCUGUGCGGUAGAGCCUUACCUAAAUUUGAGCCCCAAGAGUAAGCAGGCCAGGGCCCGUUUGAACACGAAGGAAAGAAAACUAACGCAUGCGAGGCCUUCGAUGGCGUCCAAGGGUACCGCGGUGAAGUUGUAA
Molecule: messenger RNA, 2343 nt
Organism: Guillardia theta CCMP2712
Lineage: Eukaryota; Cryptophyceae; Pyrenomonadales; Geminigeraceae
Exons: 5
Coding region: 1-2343 (780 amino acids)
Molecular function (GO): starch binding
Source: RefSeq, a predicted model, not a curated record